This is a messenger RNA of Drosophila guanche, 1123 nucleotides long. Its product is annotated as mannose-P-dolichol utilization defect 1 protein homolog. The transcript is spliced from 2 exons. The record is from RefSeq and is a predicted model, not a curated record. The coding region runs from base 256 to 1014 and encodes 252 amino acids. Gene Ontology annotation, biological process: oligosaccharide biosynthetic process. Lineage: Eukaryota; Metazoa; Arthropoda; Insecta; Diptera; Drosophilidae.
GUCACUAGCACCACGUAGCGCAUCCACACUAAUUCUGCGGGAAGUAAUAUCUUAUCAGCUCCGAUUCCGUGCCGUGCGAUUCCCAACCGGGUGCCUUUACUUCUUCCGUGGGUGUUGUUACGUGUGGCUGGCUUUCCAUUUCAUUUUUCGACUAGCGGCUUGAUAAGACCGGUUCCAGCCGCAACUACCGAACAAUCAGCGCACCAAAGUACAUCGCUUCGUUUGUGAUAAAAGGAAAAAAAAAAUAAAUAAAAAAUGACUGAUAUUAUCAGGAAAGGAGCUCUGUUCCUAAUGAGCCCAAAGUGUUACGAUAACUACUUCCUGGAGCACGACUUUUUGGACAUUCCCUGUUUCAAGGCCUUGCUGAGCAAGGGACUUGGACUGGCUAUCAUUGCCGGGUCAGUGCUCGUUAAGGUCCCCCAGGUGCUGAAAAUCCUCAGUAACAAGUCCGGCGAAGGCAUCAACAUAGUGGGCGUCAUGCUGGAUCUCUUGGCUAUCUCGUUUCACAUGUCCUAUAGCUUCAUGAACGGUUAUCCCUUCAGUGCCUGGGGCGAUAAUACCUUCCUGGCGAUUCAAACAGUGACGAUUGCGGUCUUGGUCUUGUAUUUCAGCGGUCGCAAGGCUCAGUCAGUGGUAUUUCUAAUGGCAUAUGCAACACUUUUGUACGUGCUCAACUCUGGCUUGACACCAAUGAAGGCAUUGCUCACCAUCCAGAGCUGCAACAUUCCCAUUCUGUUGGUGGGUAAGCUGUCGCAGGCGUACACCAACUACAGGGCUGGAUCUACCGGCCAAUUGUCAGCCGCCACAUGCAUCAUGAUGUUUGCCGGAUCGGUGGCUCGAAUCUUCACCUCCAUUCAGGAGACUGGCGAUCAAAUGAUGAUUAUUACCUUCUGCGCCUCCACAUUCGCCAAUGGAGUUAUUGUCUCACAGCUGAUUUACUACUGGGACAAACCUGCUGGCGCACAGGCCGUCAAGGCAAAGGUCAAGAAGCCCAAAAGCAAGAAGGUCGAUUAGAGAUUAGAAUUAAAAUACCUCGAAGCUCUUGAGUUGGAACAUUUUCUCGACAUUGUAGAACAAAUAUUGAAAGAUUAAAUAAAUUCAUUCUUAGUUUAUGGAAAGCAAA